This is a messenger RNA of Closterium sp. NIES-65, 2448 nucleotides long. Lineage: Eukaryota; Viridiplantae; Streptophyta; Zygnematophyceae; Desmidiales; Closteriaceae. The record is from the annotation of a GenBank genome assembly.
AUGGCGGUCGCAUCGCAUUCGAUCUCGCAUAUAGCUGGCCUAAGCGUGCCGCCGUCAGUACAAUCCAAGCAACCACGACAUCCAGUGCGAGCCAGAGCCGGACCGAUCCGUCCCUCCACUCGUGCUUCUGCCGAGUUAAACGCAUCGCGUCUGCCGCUUCUUUUUAAAGCCCCCGCCUUGCAGUCGUCCUCCCUGGCUGGCGCGCACCGCCGAUCGCGGUCGCGCUCGCGCAAAGGAGUAUCUUCCCGCGCUCUGCCCGUCGCAGCGGCAGCAGCGGCGACCGCGGCCGCGGAGACGAAGGAGCAGCUCGAAGCCAAAGCGGAGCGCUUCUGGAAAUGGCUGGUGGAUCAAGGGGUUGGCGACAAGGAUUUACCGGCUGCCGUCAAGCCGGCAGUUUUGACGGCGGCUGACGGCCAGCCGCGACUAGCGCUCGUGGCCGACCGGGACAUCCGGUCGGGUGACGAUUUGUUGCUGGUGCCGCUAAGCGCGUGCUUGACCCUGGACAAGGUUCUUAGGACCGACAUUGGCGCCGUGUGCGGCGACGUCAGGCCGUGGGUGGCGCUGGCGCUGUUCAUCAUCCGCGAGCGCGGGAACCCCACGUCCGAGUGGGCGCCGUACCUCGACACGCUCCCCGCCACGCUCAACUCGCCGCUCCUCUGCCACCAUGCUUGCAUUCAUCUGCUCUUUCUUCAUUCUCUCUCUGUUCCUCCCUUUCUGCUCAUCGUGCUGUGCUGCUUCUCGUUCUCUCCCCAUUCUCGCCUGCAGGUCCGAAGAGGAGCUCAAGAUGCUGGAAGAUCACCCACCCAGCAUUGGGGUGACGUCAUCCACAGCUCAUUGCCCCCAUCCAACCUAACCCUGCGCUUCUCCCCUCGCCCAACUCCCCCUUGCUCCACCCGCUGCUCUCCCGUGCGCUCCCCUCCCCCCCCCACACUCCCCUCAGCACUUUCCCCCGCGCUCUCCCCCCCGCCAGUUACGCAGGUGUUGGCGCUGCAGCAGCAGUACGCGGAGUACAUAGCCGCGGAGCACCAGGCCGCGCUGGACGCCAUCGUGCUGCCCAACCCCGCGCUCUUCCUCCUAAUGCGAUCCCCCAUCCCCCGCACUCCCCCACGCUCCCCACCACGCAUUCCCCCUUGCACUACCCCCCCCCCCCCCCCCCGCACUCCUGUCCACGCUUCCCCCUGUCCCCGCCUCUGCACCCGCCCUCGCGCCCGCCCCCGCCCCCUCCCCCAAACACUCCCUUCUCCCCCACCUCCGCCAGGCACGCAGGUGUUGGCGCUGCAGCAGCAGUACGCGGAGUACAUAGCCGCGGAGCACCAGGCCGCGCUGGACGCCGUCGUGCUGCCCAACCCCGCGCUCUUCCCCGACCCCUCGCGCUUCUCCCUCGCUGCCUUCACCUGGGCCUUCGCCCUCCUGCGCGCGCGCUCCUUCCCGCCCUUCUCCCGCGACGAUGUCGCCCUCGUGCCGCUGCUCGACCUGGUGUCGCACAGCACGGAGUCCCCCGAGGGCAAGUGGCAGGCGAGGGCGGUGGGCGGAGGGCUCUUCUCUGCUGGCAAGGACGUGGUCACCGGCCCUGCAGGGCGCUCGUUCCACAAGGGGCAGCUGAUCACAGUGAACUUUGGCAAGAGCAAGUCCAACGCACAGCUAGCCAUAGACCACGGCAUCGUAGACCCCCCCACCAUCACCCCCGCCUCCUCCUCCCCCGCCUCCUCCUCCUCCUCCUCGCAAGCCCCGCAGCAGGAGCAGCAGAAAUCGGGCGCGCUGGGCGCAAUCGUAAACACGGUCGCGAGCGGCGUGAACAACGUCACCAGCAUGGUCUCCGUCGGGAAAGCCGUGGCCGCAGUGGAAGCAGCGAAGGUCGCCGCGAAGGCCGCAGCUGCCGCCGCCGCCACCGGCGCGGGCAACCGCGACGCGUUCUCGCUCACGCUAGAGAUUGCAGAAUCCGACCGGUUUUUUUAUGACAAGGCGGAUAUAGCGGAGCAGAGUGGGCUAGAGGCGGUGGCUGAUUUCGACAUUGUGGCGGGGCAGGGUGUCCCUGAUGAGAUGGUGGCGUUUCUCAGGCUUGUUGCGCUUGGUGGGGCCGAUGCUUUUCUUCUGGAGGCGCUGUUCCGCAACAGUGUGUGGGAUCACCUGCUGAACCCGGUGAGCCGGGAGAACGAGGAGGCGGUGUGCGUGGGCAUCGUGGACUCGUGCGCUGCUGCGCUUGCUGCCUACCCCACCACAUAUGAAGAGGACGUGGCCCUCCUCCCCACGCUAGCAGAGGGCAGCAAGGAGCAGGUGGCAGUGGUGGUGCGCAUGGGGGAGAAAGCGGCUCUCGGUGAGCUGCAGUCAUGGGCGGUGCGGCGCAUGCGCGCCCUGGACUCCCUGCUCUACUACGCGGAGCGCCGCCUGUCGGACCUGGGCCUGCUGGACGACACCGGCAACAUGACGCCCUGGGUGGGCGUCGAGUAA